Molecule: messenger RNA, 1837 nt
Organism: Notothenia coriiceps (black rockcod)
Lineage: Eukaryota; Metazoa; Chordata; Actinopteri; Perciformes; Nototheniidae
Product: geranylgeranyl transferase type-2 subunit beta-like
Exons: 3
Coding region: 1-510 (169 amino acids)
Biological process (GO): protein geranylgeranylation
Cellular component (GO): Rab-protein geranylgeranyltransferase complex
Molecular function (GO): Rab geranylgeranyltransferase activity
Source: RefSeq, a predicted model, not a curated record
AUGCCGUUACAUUCACACCCCUCUUCAGCGGUGACAUGUGUUAAACUUCUUCUCACCUGUACUCCCUGUGGUCUCUUCCCUGCUGUCCGUCAGAUCUACUGCUGCGCCGGCUUCCUGUCGCUCACCGGCCAGCUGCACCAGGUGAACGCUGACCUGCUGGGCUGGUGGCUCUGCGAGAGGCAGCUGCCGUCUGGAGGCCUGAACGGACGCCCGGAGAAGCUUCCGGAUGUGUGCUACUCGUGGUGGGUUUUAGCGUCUCUGAAAAUCAUUGGUAGGAUCCACUGGAUCGACAAGGCCAAGCUGCGCUCGUUUAUUCUGGCCUGUCAGGACGAGGAGACCGGAGGCUUUGCCGACAGACCGGGAGACAUGGUGGAUCCUUUCCACACUCUGUUUGGAAUCGCAGGUCUCUCUCUUCUCGGGGACGAGCAGAUAAAGCCGGUGAAUCCGGUUCUGUGCAUGCCGGAGGACGUCCUGCAGAGGGUCCGCCUGCAGCCCGACAUCCUCAGCUAGCCCACGACACCAUCACAACAACACACACACACACACACACACACACACACACACACACACACACACACACACACACAGCUACACACCCAGAGAGAGAGAGGACCGCUGCACAUCUUAGUGUUAACUGAAGUUCACAGACACAUUCAGAUGCAGGUUUCACCAAGGACAAAGAGAGUCUGUCUUCACACCCUCACAACUUAUGUUAUCAUGUCACUUUUGUCGGUUUUACUGCAAGAGAACAGUUUGGAAAAGACCAUCAGUGCUAAACUCCAGAAACCAUUAGAAAACAUUCCUUAGAUUUCCGACUUACUCUGUCUGAGGGGAAACAUGUGACCGUUAGCGAACUGGAAUAUUCUCAUAGCUCUCAUUGGCCAGAGACAGAGGCACUGAUUAUGUGCAUUAACCAAAUGAUAAGGGUAGAUUAUUUUUGACAGAUUAAGACACUUGACUGGUUCUGCCUUUCUUAUGCAUCGACUGUGUCAAAUAAAUUGUCAUUGAAAAGUAAAAGUAUGUCAAGGUAAAACUAUCCUUGUCCUGUUUAAACUAGAGCAAAUGUACCACCCCUUUGCUUCCAUCUCUUACAAUUGGAGAAGCAACAUAUGACAUGUUGUGAACAAGUUAGUUAACUUCAGUUUACAGUACUAACAGGAAUAGUUUUUUGCAUAGAUUUGAAGAAGACGUAAUCUUUUGUCCCUAGAGGUAUACAACAUGGCCACCUCUUUGUCUCUUGCCAAGCACAAUUAAAGUCUUAUCCACAAUCUUAGCUACACUAUUUAUUUAAACCUGUGUUACUCAACCCAGAUGUGUGAUGCAGCUGUGGGCAGAGAGUUAAGCCCCCAAACUUAAAACAUGAAAUAAAUGUCCGUCUCAAAUGUUGAUGAUGUUUAAGCUUCUUCUUAAGUCCCCCCCCCUUUUCAGUAAUAACUGAUUGUCAUAUUGCUGCACUCUUGUUGUCUUUCUCUUAUCUGUUGUAAGCUAACUGUUCAGUGUUGACAUUGUUACAGAGAGUCACUAAAUCACUCAUUGAACUCAUUAGUGUGUCCCCAAUUGAAAUGACAAACUGAUAAAUGUUCAUAUUGACAUUGUUAUGCCAAGUUAAUGCUGUGUCAUUACUCAAACAAAUCCCUUUUAUUAUUAUCAUCCGGUUUAUAUCACAAUUAUAAAGAAAUUGUUUGAUUCAAAAAGUCAACAUUUUAGGGUAAGCUUCUAUUUCUCAUCUGUGUUGUGGGGGCAGCUCUAAUCCAAAAAGCUGCUUACUGUCUGUGUGUAUAUUCAUGUAACUUAUUUGUUAUUUUGGUUGGCAAUAAAUGUAGGAUAACUCCAUCAA